UCUCCUCACAUAGACAGCAGAAGUUUGAGGCGUCACGCAGAUCCGUUCAGAGAGCAGAGCUCGCUCACACCUGUUACACGGCCGCUGAACAGAGGGAAACUUUGAUUCUUACCGUCACUCACCCGCCAGAUAUUAACCGCGUGACGUUCCCUGCACAAACCGAGCUCAUAUUAUAAUUUUACAGUUUUCUCCCUCGCUUUGAGAUCGAGAAGUUCAGAUCGUGAGGCGCUACUUUGCAGCGACACUGAAGCGAUGGAGCCGUCCGUCAUCCCCGGUGCCGACAUGUCCGACCUCUACUCCAUUAACCCGUUUAAUGUUACCUUUCCUGACGACGUGAUGGGUUUCGUUCCUGACGGGAGGAACUACACCGAGCCUAACCCGGUAAAGAGACCCGCGGGAAUCAUCAUCGCCAUUUCCAUCACUGCUCUUUACUCCGUUAUCUGCGUGGUGGGACUCUUGGGAAACAUCCUCGUGAUGUAUGGAGUGGUCAGAUACACAAAGCUGAAAACUGCCACGAACAUCUACAUCUUCAAUUUGGCACUGGCGGACGCUCUGGCCACUAGUACACUUCCUUUCCAGAGUGCCAAGUAUCUAAUGAACACCUGGCCCUUUGGUGAACUUCUUUGUAAAAUUGUUAUAGCCAUUGACUACUAUAACAUGUUUACCAGCAUCUUCACCCUCACUAUGAUGAGUGUGGACCGUUACAUUGCCGUGUGCCACCCUGUGAGAGCACUGGAGUUUCGUACCCCCAUAAAGGCCAAAAUCAUCAAUGUGUGCAUCUGGAUUCUCUCUUCUGCUGUUGGAGUACCAGUCAUGAUCAUGGCAGUUACCAAAGUGACAAACCAAGGUGCAACUGUCUGCAUGUUGAAGUUCCCUGAACCAGACUGGUACUGGGACACGGUGACAAAAAUCUGUGUGUUUAUCUUUGCAUUUGUGGUACCAGUGCUAGUGAUCACAGUCUGCUAUGGUCUGAUGAUCCUACGUUUGAGAAGUGUCCGUCUUUUCUCAGGCUCGAAGGAGAAGGACAGAAACAUGCGUAGAAUCACUCGAAUGGUCUUGGUAGUGGUGGCUGCCUUCAUUAUCUGCUGGACACCCAUUCACAUCUUCAUCAUUGUCAAAACACUUGUAGACAUCAGCCAAAAGAACCCCUUUGUGAUUGCCAGCUGGCACCUGUGUAUUGCACUUGGCUAUACCAACAGCAGCCUUAAUCCUGUCCUCUACGCUUUCUUGGAUGAGAAUUUUAAGAGAUGCUUCAGAGAUUUCUGCCAACCUUUCCGAACCAGAGCUGAUCAGAAUAGUCUUAACCGAGCCAGGAAUGCUACAAGGGAGCCAGUGUCAGUUUGUGCAUCUUCAGAGACAGGAAAGAAGCCAGUAUGACUAGGCCUGGAGAAGAUCCCAGGGGGGUCCCAGUCUAGAAGAAUUCAGCAGGACCUGCAAUCUGAGGUAACUCAAAUCUCCACUACUGAAUUCUAGGUACAGAAUGGAAGAGACACUUCCUACAUCUUGGAAAGCACAUAGCUCCACAGUACUCAAUACUAUCUCAAGUUUUGCAUAUUCAGAAGGUAACCAGAGAAACUGAGUUAAGCAGCUCCUCUCCUGCACCAUUUAUUACUUAUUAUUGUGGACUGGCCCUAGUAUUCUUUUGGAAGAAAUGCUAACACAAUGAUGAGCCCCUUCUGAGCCCAAUAUCCAAAACAGGGUAAAUUAUCAAGGUCUGCUGGUUUUCAGGGUCUGAAAUAUUACCGGUUCUGAGGAUAUAACCCAAUUCUGGAUGAAGGACCAUUAGUGAAGAUGAAGAUGGGUUCCAUUUGGAGGAAACUGGCUCAAAAAUAAUCAGUUGAUUAUAUAUUUAAUAAAUUGCUCUGUGUAGCGGACAAGCCUUGGGGAAAUAGAAAAAAACUAAAACAAACAUGGGAAAGUCAUGUAAAAUCUCCCCUCAAAUGUCAUACCCUAGUGAUGGAAACUCUUGGGGAAUGAUGGGGAAAUAUGUCUUGUACCAGAAUGGACUGCUGUAAGACUGGAGAAAACUGGAGAAAGGUGGUAUUUUAUGACAUAAAGACCAGAGAAUAUAUGGUUUGAACCUGAUCCUAGCAAUGUGGAAAAAUAAAUCAUGGAAACAAUAUUGAUGGAUUACUAUCCAUUACUGCUGAAGACAAGCUCACGAUACCAAACUCUGCAUCAUCUGUGGCCUCCUCCCCAACUUACUCCAUCACUGUAGUUCAUGAACAAACGUAUUCUAAUGUUGCAUUCCUUGUUCAAUUACAGUGAUGAGUUGUACAUGACAGAUGCCUGGAAACCACCACUUCAGGACCUUCCCAAUAAGGUUUACUUAAAGGGUUAGUUCAC
Carassius auratus (goldfish) is the source of this 2346-nucleotide messenger RNA. Its product is annotated as delta-type opioid receptor-like. Gene Ontology annotation, molecular function: G protein-coupled enkephalin receptor activity; neuropeptide binding. Gene Ontology annotation, cellular component: neuron projection; plasma membrane. Bases 253 to 1377 code for a protein of 374 amino acids. Lineage: Eukaryota; Metazoa; Chordata; Actinopteri; Cypriniformes; Cyprinidae. The record is from RefSeq and is a predicted model, not a curated record. The transcript has 3 exons. Gene Ontology annotation, biological process: G protein-coupled opioid receptor signaling pathway; neuropeptide signaling pathway.